Messenger RNA from Enterobius vermicularis (human pinworm), 3882 nucleotides. Lineage: Eukaryota; Metazoa; Nematoda; Chromadorea; Rhabditida; Oxyuridae. The record is from the annotation of a GenBank genome assembly.
AGAUCAUUACCUAGUGACAGUAAUAUGGAAGCUACAAAUUCUGAAUUAACUGAACGGUUGACCGGAGCAAAUGGUACUGUGCAGAUGGUGCAUGAUGGAGCUCCAGAUUUGGAUAAUCAAGCCACAACUGCGGGGGAUACAAACGAGAAGUUUGUCUUGAUGUGUGACGAUGAGGAAAUGAUGGAAAGUUGCUGCUCACCAGCACAGCAGGUACCUGAGCGGCCAUUUCAAAGAAGUGCCGCUUCGAUUAGGAACGAAACCGAUUUCGUUGGUCGUGUACGACGUGAAGUUUCAAGGGUACUUGAAAAGCUGGAAGAAAAAGUACCUGAGACGGACGACAUUGAACAGUUUUUAAUGGAAGCAUGUAAAUCUUUGUGUCAGAGGUGGAAAGAGCGAUCGAAAUGCUCUGAAAUUGCAUUGCAGGGGAUGCUGCUGGUUUUAGAAUUUUGUUUAUCGUUUACGAUGCAACAUAACACAGCUUUAGACUAUUUCAUUACGCAGCUGGGUUUUAAUUCUGUCGCUUUUUGGCGUUUAGCUGUUCCACUUGUAUAUGAUUCAGAUCUUUCUGCUGGGACCAAAUAUAGAGAUGCAUUACUUUUUGCGCUUGCUCUAUACGACAUAAAUAAUAGUAAGAAUCGAUUGAGGGAGUUGUAUGCUGCGGUACCUGGUGUUCGGCAAAGUAUGCUUGGAUCGCACGCUAAACGUUUUGGCGAGAAAUACCGUCAUCUUCAGAUGGUUCGGAGUCGUGCUAGUUCUCGGAUGUCUAGCCAGCGGGGAUCAAUGGAGAAUUUGGCGGAUUUGCCAAAUGAUACAGUUGAUGACACGGUGGAUGCCGUUGCUGAUGCGCUGGCGUCUGGUGGUCUUGCAGACACAACGCAUCACAAGCAACGCGUUAUCAAUGUUUCCAAUGCACCUCCAGUUUCUCUGAAGCGGAAGGACAGUGGAUGUUGGGAAAUAAAGCAGGGCAGUGGCGGUUUGGUAUCCUGUGUUGAUCCCGUAAUGAGUGUUGACAAAGAGAAUAUAUGGUUGGCUAAUUUGGGAGUCAAUUUACAGAACGUCGCAGAUCGAUUAUCUUCAGAAUCUGAGGCAGGAAAUUCGCGAUGUUGUACCUCCUUCGACGAACUCUUUAGGAUUGCCUUUGUUGCGGCAAGCGAAUGCAGGAGAGAUAUUUCAUGUUUUGGAAGAUGCCGAUCAGAAAUCAUCGUUGACCGAAAGCGUGACAUGUCGCUGCUUUCUGUGCUUCACGAUUACAAUAAAUCCAACUACCAGCUAAAUCCUGUUAUUGUGAACCAGGAGGACUAUAAUGCCUACUAUGGUGGGAUAAGUAAUGGCCUGUUAUGGCCUGCUCUCCAUAAUUUGCCGGAUUAUAUUGUGAAGGAUUAUGACGACUUGAAUAUAUUACGAGAACACUGGUGUGCCUACGUAAGAGUGAACUACCAGUUUGGGAUUAAUGCCGUCAGAAACAGUCGUCCUCAGGAUUUCAUUUGGAUUCACGAUUAUCAUUUGAUAUUGACUGGUCAGAUGAUGCGGAGUCUGGACAGCAACCUUGAGGUAGGAUUCUUUUUACAUAUACCUUUUCAACCGCCUGAUAACUGGAUGACGAAGUAUCGUAUUGUAGCUGAACCAGUUUUGCGCGCGAUGCUGCGGUUUACUAAAGUGGGAUUUCAAACUCACCGUGACCGAGAUAAAUAUGUUUCAUUGGUGAAGCAACAUAUUUCUCGUGUUCGAAUUCAGUACGAAACUCCUGUUGAUAUUUAUACAAUAACACAUGAGGGAUUUACGUGUUCUCUAGGGGUUUUCCCCGUAUCUAUCAAGAAUGAGGAUUUUAUUUCAAUAGCGAGAGAACCAGAGACAAAAGCAAGCGCGGAGGAUAUUCGAAAAGAGCUUUUAUCUGGAGGUUCGGAAAAUGGAUGUAUCUUCUUUUCCGUGGAGCGAUUCGAUUAUACGAAGGGAAUAAUGGAGAAACUUCGAGCUUGGAAACGUUAUUUUGAACUUCAUCCAGAUCGUAUAGGUCUUGAUGUUUUAUUUCAAGUUGCUGUUACCAAUCGUCGUUCUGUCGAGUCAUAUCGAGUUUACCAAGACAGCUGUUUGAAACUUGUAAAUGAAGUGAACGAGAACAUAAGGUCGAAGGAGUAUCCUAACUGGAGAGCGAUCAAAUUUGACACAGAAGGGCUUCAAAGGAAGAGGCUUAUUGCUCAUUAUUUGGCUAUGGAUGUUGGUGUGGUUACUCCGGCCAAGGAUGGAAUGAACCUUGUUGCUAAAGAGAUGCUUGUUUGUAAUCCUUGUGCAGCACUGAUACUUUCAACAGGUGCGGGAACUGAAGUGCAGCUUGGUAACGCUGGUCUCUACGGUCAGGAUCAGAAGUGUUAUUACAGAGUGGAAGAUAUUGGAAAUGCUGAUGAGUUUGCUGAAGCAUUCUAUAAAGCAGCUACAGAACAGCCGGAAGUAAGACAAGAACAUGGGAAAAGACUGAAUCAGUUUUUGAUGUCUCAUGACAUAGAUGAGUGGAGCACUGCAUUUUUGGAUCCAUCAUGGACUCAUGAAGUUAUUCGCUUGACUGAAUUGAAACUUUUGGCUGACUUUUACCAGUUGAUGGAUAAAACCUGCCAAGUUCGCAGGCAAAUCGCAGAACGUAUCUUGAAAGGUAUUGCAAUACGUCCUCAUUUUGGGCUUUCGCUAGAAAAUGCGAAGCAUUCGAUUGAAAAUUCAUGUAAACCUGGCACUCAUUUACUAUAUUUGGGGACCGCUGCGGCAGGAGAUGACUCAGACACUGAUGGAUCUGGAGAACAUUUGAGAGCUAAAUUUGACGUCUCUAAUGAGCUUGAAGAACUUGAAAAAGACCUCGCAUUUCUAGAGUUUAUUCAAAGUGAUGAAAUCAAUAAUGUUGAACAAUUCGUUCAAACUCUUGGCCGGUUUCAUCCUUCGGGGCCUGAGGCUUUUGCAGAAGAAGUUGAUAAAGCCUUUCAACUGCUCUCAGAAGGAGACCAUUUUCACUACUUAUUUACUGACCGUGAUGGCACGCUAAAAUCGUAUUCUUGUUCUUAUCCAGCUAGCAUUCAACCAGCUUACUCUGCUGUUAUUCAGGCACAGUUUGCGCGCCGUUGCGCCCAGUUCUGCGCAAUCGUUACUACGUCUCCACUAAUGCAUAUUGGUGUACUAAACGUUAGCUCAAUGCCAGAAGGUUACUACGCGUAUGGAGCAUCUGCAGGUAGGGAGUGGUACAUGAAUCCUGCAAUGCAAUUCAAGGAUGACACUAUUAACGAAGCCGAUCUGGCACUGUUAAACAACGUGUUUGAAAAAGUGGAAGAACUUUUGGAUCAACCAGAGUACCGGAACUUUACGUGGAUUGGCUCUGGCUUACAAAAGCAUUAUGGACACAUUACGAUUGCUCGUCAAGAUGUCAAUAACUCCGUUCCGAAACACCGGUCUACUGCUCUAUAUCGUGCCGUAAGUAAAAUCGUGAAUGAAGUUGACCCUACUAGCUCAACGCUGACUCUUCGAGAAAGCGAGUACGACCUGAAGAUAUUUACUAAGGCAAAGCUUUCUGGCCGCAUUUUCAACAAGGGUCAUGGAAUUCGGUUAAUUGAGCGAAAGAUGAGGCUCAAAUUGAAUGAAGGCAGAAUAUUAGUUUGUGGUGACUCCGAAACCGACUUGCCUAUGUUGGAUGAGUGUCUCGCUUGUUCUUCGCGCAAUGUUUUCACCAUAUGGGUCACAUCUAACGAACAGCUUCGAGAAAAGGUUCGAGCAGCGUGUAAUAAGUAUGGAAACGAUCACUACGUCUUCGUCUCUUGCCCAGAGGUACUGCUGGGUGCUAUGGCAAAUGCGACAGUUCGGGAGAUUAAGGUUAGGCCGUAUGCUGCAGAAGAAGACGAAGAGUGUUAG